Pseudogymnoascus destructans is the source of this 357-nucleotide messenger RNA. RefSeq lists its product as uncharacterized. NCBI's taxonomy places the organism in Eukaryota, Fungi, Ascomycota, Leotiomycetes, Thelebolales, Thelebolaceae. The record is from RefSeq and is a predicted model, not a curated record. Bases 1 to 357 code for a protein of 118 amino acids. The transcript has a single exon.
AUGAUGUUUCUAAGCUUUGGAGGAUUAAAAUUACGAUCGCCAAUCUCACAAACUCUCGCUGACGACGCCAUCUCCGGUCUGCAUGCCAUACAUCAGUUGGGAGUAUUGGAGGGUGAUCCAGCAGCUCGGAACAUUCUCGUCCACCCGGAUCGGCCAGGAAUUACCUGGAUUGACUUUGAACGAGCCGAGUUCGUACACCCACGAGCGGUACUCGGAACUCUAUCUCCAAAUCGGAAACGAAAGCUUGGCUGGUCUCACGAAGAAGGGAAGUGUGAGAAUGGAAAGAGCAGCAAGAAGAUAUCUGCAUCAGAGAUAGGUCAAGCUAAGACGGAGCUGGCGAGAUUGGUGGUGAAGUAG